Messenger RNA from Owenia fusiformis, 1571 nucleotides. Lineage: Eukaryota; Metazoa; Annelida; Polychaeta; Sabellida; Oweniidae. The record is from the annotation of a GenBank genome assembly.
AUGACAGCUCGGCAAGUAAACUCUGUAAAUGAGUCUAUUCCGUGUGAUGUGAUCGAUGUACAAGCUGUGGACGGUUCCAUUUUGGACCUCGAUGUAUCACACAUAAGUCUUGGGGAGAGGACACUGGACGAGGCAAGCGUGUCUGGCGUUAAAGUUGCGGAGACGAAGGGCACUCGACAAAAAAAACCAUACGCAUGUACCAUCUGCCCAUUUAUUUCUAUAUACCGUCGAAAUCUAGUCAGGCAUUCAAAAACCCAUGAUAAACAUACAUAUCAUUUGUGUGAUGUUUGCUCAAAACGAUACAGAAAUGAAUAUGAUUUGGAUGAACAUCUAGCAGCAGCUCAUGCAAACGAGCGGCAUUUGUGUGAUAAAUGCACCAGUUCAUUUGCAACAAAGCGCUCCCUGAAAAGACAUACAGAUGAUAAACAUUUAAGUAAUGACAAUAAGAAAUACCACUGUGCCGAUUGUAACAAAAUUUUCAAUAGAAAAGAUAAGUUUAUAACUCAUCAACAAAAACACAAAGAUUUUAAACCAUACACAUGUAAAUUAUGUGAUUCCAAGUUCCACUAUGACAACGCAAGACUUACUCAUGAACGGUCAUGCAAUGGUAAAAAGAGAUCAUUUGAUUGUGGUAUAUGUAAAACAGCCUUUAAGACAUCAGGAAAACUGAAAGAUCACAUGCGAGAUGUCCACGGCAAAAAAAGAUACGAAUGUAAUGUCUGCAAGAAAAAGUUUAAAGUUAUUCGUAAUCUUAAAAGACAUGAAAAAUUAACUCAUAAAACAUGACAUUCGUAACAGUUAUGUUUUAAACCUUAGCUAAACAUGACAACGAACUACGUCGAUUUAAAGGCGUCAUAUUGAUAACAUAUAUUUUAGUUUUGUGUCAUACAAAGGCCAUUAAUAUUCAGCUUUGCAAAGGUGCCAAGAUCAUAUACAUGUAAUAUUCACUUUGUUCUUAUUACAGAUGUCGUUCUUUUUUGUUUUACAUAGAAGAGUUUGUUAUUUAAUUUUGCUGUUCAUGAGUUACAUUGUAUUAAUUGUAUUAUAACUGAUACUAUAGAACGGAGUGUGUUUGCACACAUUGAAACAAAAAUGAUAUCCAUGCAAUAAAGAGUGUAACAAUUUCAAUAUGCUAGUUAGGCAAACGACUUAAAAUGAAACUGCUGUCGGAAUCUGUCGAAUGUUCACUUGUUUACGCCUCUUUUAUUAAACAAUAUGGAGGUUAAGAUAUACGUUUGCGAUCGAACCUGUACGUGAACGUGUAAAAUCAUUGUCGUCCAAGGAUUAGUUUAAUUAGUAGAAUCAGGCCCCUGUAUUAUAAACCAAUUGGGAUAUGUACAACGCUACCUGAACAACAAUAAAUGAUGGCCGAACUAUUACACGUCCGCGUUCAAGUUAUCUGAAAUACGCGCACCUUGACCUUUUGAUGUAUCCAUGGCAAUACUAUUUUCUUCAAAUGCGAGAACUUUCCAUGUUAGGAGACACGUGUUGAUUUCAUUCGUAUUUUACAUUAUUGGAUAUUAUACGUGUGUUUGUUUACAUUCAAUAAACAUUAAUGAAUUUAAAGUAUG